Messenger RNA from Paramuricea clavata, 1212 nucleotides. The record is from the annotation of a GenBank genome assembly. Lineage: Eukaryota; Metazoa; Cnidaria; Anthozoa; Malacalcyonacea; Plexauridae.
AUGCCAGAAGUGACAAUCCGAAUGCAUACAUCAGAUAAACCUUGGAUUACCCAAAAAAUAAAGGCACAGAUUAAAGCUAGGAAAAAGGCUUACUGCCGCGGUGAUAAAUCCAAGUACGACCAAUUAUGUAAAAAGGUCUCCAAGUUAAUUCGGAAUGCAAAACAAUCGUUUUAUCACACCGAAGGGAGAGAUCUUCGUCAAAAAGAUCCUGCAAAAUGGUAUAAAACUGUCUAUACUCUGUUGGGUGCUGAAACAAAUCAUAACUCUCUACAAACUCCAUCUAAUGAAGAUCUGUCUAAGGUUGCUGAAAACCUACAAACUGCUUUUACAAACCCAUGGAAAGAUAUCAAUGUCGACCUCCCGGACAUAAAUGAAGUUAACCACUUACUUAAGGAUACGCCACCACCGCUACCUUCCUUAGGGCAAGUACGGUCCUGCCUAAAGCACCUUAACCCAAAGAAAGCAACAGGGAUAGAUAAAAUCCCUGCCUGGUUCUUAAAGCACUACUGUGAUGACUGCACUCUUGAUGAGGUCGUUGCAAACGGAGCCCUUUCAAAUAUGCAGGAAUCAACUAAUCAAGUGAUGAAUUGGGCCAAUGAUAAUAAAAUGAUGGUGAACCCCAAAAAAACUAAGGACAUGUGGAUCAGUUUUUCCCAAUCCUCUUCUGAACCCCCACCUAUACAAACGGAUGGAAUUGAAAUAGAAAGAGUAAACUCCUUCAAACUUCUCGGUGUAUGGGUGCAAAAUGAUUUAAAGUGGAAUACCCAUGUUUGUAAAAUAACAAAAAGAGCAAAUAAGCUAUUAUUCCUUCUCAGAGAGUGCAGGAAAUCCUUCCUACCACCCGAGAUUGGUUUAUUAACAUAUACGUCGAAGAUCCGGCCAAUACUUGAAUACGCCUCUCCAGUUUGGGGCGGAAUCCCUAAAUAUCUUGAAGCAGAAAUUGAACGUGUUCAACAAAGAAGCUUGAGAAUCCUAGGAUUUGAGAAAGAUACCCUUCCUACACUAAAAGAAAGAAGGGACAAGGCAACAUGCAACGGGCUGAAAAGGAUCGUGGAAGUCCAAAAAAACCCAUGUAAUCGUUUCCUAUCUGGUAAUAAGAAUCACACUUACGAACUGAGAAGGACCAGAGACAGCACUCCAAGACAGCUCUCAAAAACACACAGGCAUAGUACGUCUUUUAUCCCAAGGGCGUGUAGAUUAACCAACUCAUGA